Periconia digitata is the source of this 1218-nucleotide messenger RNA. Lineage: Eukaryota; Fungi; Ascomycota; Dothideomycetes; Pleosporales; Periconiaceae. The record is from the annotation of a GenBank genome assembly.
ACACUGAACUCUGACCACAGUUUGUGCAAUUCAUUACUUACUCUCUUGAUUCAAUACAAUAUGGAAGAAGCUCUUGAAGUAGUCCGAAAGCUGGCAGUGGCGGCAAGUGAAGAUGGUCGUCGUAAGGCGAGGGUAGCGCUUCACAGCAUGGCAGCCUCUUUGGAGAACCCCAACGACACAAUUCAUCGGUUGGGACACGGGCAUCUCCAAGCUGCCGUGGUUCAAAUCGGCAUCGAUCUGAACUUGUUCCAGCAUUUGGUCGAGUCGGCCUCGCCGCUGACCAUCCAACAACUUUCAGAAAAAACCGGGGCAGAGUUUCAAUUGAUGACCCGUGUCAUGCGGUUCCUUGCCUCCAUUGGCACCGUCAGCGAGAAUGGCAAAGCUGAAUAUAGCGCCAAUCACACAACCCGGAAUCUAGCAGAGAAGUUGACCCAGGCCGGUUUAUCUCAUUACUUCACUACUGCAGCUCCGCAGUAUCAAGCGUUACCGAAAUUUCUGAAAGAUCAUGAUUACAAGGAUCCUGUUGAUGAGAAGGACACCCCUUUCCAAGUGGCACACCACACCCACUUGAACUCGUAUGCAUGGUUUGCCAGCCAUCCAGAUGAACUAGCUUACUUCAAUACCUACAUGGCGUUGCGCCGAAAACCUGAUGUCACCUGGCUUUCGGCCUACCCGGUAGUGGAAGAAGCCGUCAACUGGCCUGCCGAGAAAGGCUUGUACAUCAACAUUGGUGGCAGCAUUGGCCACCAAUGUGCGCAGUUCAAGGAAAAGUACCCUGACAUACCAGGCCGGGUUGUGCUUCAGGACCUGGAGCAUUCGGUUGCUGCUGCACUCAAUACACCAGGUGUUGAGAAUAUGCCACAUGACAUGUUUGAGCCCCAGCCUAUUCUUGGCGCCAAGUUCUAUUACAUGCGCGCUGUCCUACACAAUCAGUCCCCGCCUAAUGUACGACGGGUUCUGGAGAAUGUCAAGGCCGCCAUGGGACCCGAUUCGAUAUUACUUGUCGACGAGCUGGUUCUCCCUGAAUCUGGUGUUAGCUACAUUGCUUCAUCCAUUGAUAUGACUAUGAUGUCCGCUUUUGCCAGCAUGGAGCGUACUGAGGCCCAGUGGCGUAAGACAUUUGAGGAAGUUGGCCUUGAGCUUCGACGUUCAUACACGUACUAUCCCCAGGGUUAUGAAACUGUCAUGGAUGUUCGUCUACCGCAGACCAAGCUGUAG